UUUGUAUUUAAGCUUGAAGAGAGCAGGUGCGUGCAGAAGCAGAUGAAACUAAUACAAAAGAAGCAGGCACAGAUCAUGAAGGAGAAAGUCCAUUUGCAGAGUGAACACAGCAAGGCUAUUCUAGCACGCAGCAAACUUGAAAGUCUCUGCCGAGAGCUGCAGCGUCACAACAAAACAUUAAAGGAAGAAAACCAGCAGCAAGCAAGAGAAUAUGAGGAAAAACGAAAAGAAGCGACUGCACAUUUUCAGAUGACUCUGAAUGAAAUCCAGUCCCAAAUGGAACAGCAUAAUAUUCACAAUGCUAAACUUCGUCAGGAAAAUAUUGAAUUGGGUGAGAAGCUGAAAAAACUCAUUGAACAGUACGCAUUGAGGGAAGAGCACAUUGACAAAGUGUUCAAGCAUAAAGAACUGCAACAGCAACUGGUUGAUGCCAAACUUCAGCAAACCACAGAUCUCAUGAAGGAGGCUGAAGACAAGCAUCAAAGGGAGAGAGAGUUUCUAUUAAAUGAAACUUCUGAAUCCAGGCACAGAUGUGAAUUAAUGAAACAGCAGGAAGUUCAGUUAAAACAACAGCUUUCUCUGUAUAUGGACAAGUUUGAGGAGUUCCAGACUACGAUGGCAAAAAGUAAUGAACUGUUUACAACAUUUAGACAAGAAAUGGAGAAGAUGACAAAAAAGAUAAAGAAACUAGAAAAGGAAACCACGGUGUGGCGGACGAAGUGGGAGAACAAUAACAAAGCUCUUCUGCAGAUGGCCGAAGAGAAGACUGUCCGAGAUAAGGAAUACAAAGGUCUACAUGUAAAACUGGAACGUUUAGAGAAGUUGUGUCGUGCUCUGCAGGUGGAGAGAAAUGAUUUGAAUAAGAAGGUUGAAGUCCUUCAGGGACAGUUGUCUGAUGGAGGAGGAGGUUUGUACCAGGCCAGUGAACAACUUCAGCCAUGCAGCAUAACGGAGGUUGUAGAGGAGACACAGAUUUCUUUGGACAAAGAACAAGGAAUCCAACCCAUUUCUGAAAUUGCUGUGAGCAAAGGAAGUGAAACUGAAGACGCAGCAUAUUCACUGUCUGUUCAGUGCAGUGAUUCUGUUGAUUAAAGUGUGUACACACUGGAGUUGUAUAUUUUCUGUACCAUUUGCUCUGUGCUUGGUAAUUAUUGGCAUCUUGGUGAAAAUUUCUUACUUUUUCUACCAUAUCUGUAUUUUCUUAGAGCUACUGGAUUGUUUGUUUCAGCAGCACUGAUUAGUCCAUUUUACAAAGUUUCCACAACUGUGUAUACAUUUGCCUCAAUUUUAUUGUAUUUUUCCAAACUACAUUUUCAUACUUCAGUUGAGAUUUGUGUGCAUAUUACAUUUAAGAGAGGAAACAAUCAUUUGACUGUGAUAAUGGUCUCACCUGUUUGGUGAAGCAGGACUAAUGUGCUUCCACUGGAUUAACUGGUAGUUCUUUUAUAAAAUUAUGCUUCCUGUUGAUCAAGAAAUUCUAGUAUGAAGUGUUUUAAUCAAGCAUAUAUUAAUUAUGUAACCAAUAUGAAUGGAAAUAGGUCUUAAAGAGAAUAGAGAUGACCAAGUCUUUUCAGGGCUAUGAGCCUGCAGCAGGGGUUAUGGUUUACUUUGCCAGAAUUUUGUCAUUGUCCCUUUAUUUGUAGCUGGUCAUGCAAGACAGUUGUCCUGAUCAACUUUUGUUGUACAUGUGAAUUUUUUUUGGGAUAGUAUCAUGGAGGGGAUAACACUGUGAAAUUACUAUAUGCUCAAUAGUUGCAAAACCUAGUCAUGUACACUGCCGUAUCCCAGAACAAAUAUCAUAAAGUAUAUAUCCUGCUAAAAUAUGUAGUUUUGCAUUCACAGUAGGGUACUCCAGGGGAAACUUUGAUGGUAUAAUGCUUUUCUUGCGUGAUUCAAGUGGUGGUGGUGGUCAAACAAAAAAUGGCCCAUUUUACGAUUGCAGUGAUUCAUUCCAGGGGACUUUAGAUGAGAGUAAUAGCUGUUAGGCCUUUUGCUUUUUUCACAGUAUCCUCCUCUUAAAAUCACAUUGCACACAUUUCUUGCAUAAUUCAGCACAUUGUCUGCAAGUUUGGGGAUUAGUUGUAUCCCUUUGAUAACAUUCCAUUGUGAACAUACAGUUGAGCACACAUAUUUGAAACACCAAAGUUUCUUUUCCAGAAGCAUGUUGUGAUCAUGUAGCAGUAGUUAUUAGAAGGAAAUUAACUUCAACUAAAAUAUGGACUGAUGAGUGCUUUUGGUUUGUCUGUAUGACAUGGUAAAAUGAGUGUUGUGGGAUUUAGAGUUCACUGGCAUGAUGUUGUCUUAGAUUGUUAAACAUCAAAGUCAUCUAUGCAUUUAUCAUUAAAAUUGCUUUGAUCUUUUUUUUGGGGAGGGGGGUACAGCAGCAUUCAAGCUUUGCCUUGUACACUUAUCCAUUUCUGUGGUACAUGGAACUCUGUUUUGAUUUAAAAUAUGGAAGUGGCAGUGAUGGGAUUGUGUGAAAAUAUUUAUCAUUACAAGUGCUCUAAGUCAACUUCAUGCUUCCUCUAUGAAACCAGACUAAGGCUGUCAAAUGCUUGUCAUGAAAAGUCAGUAGUAUGCCUACUGCUUUAUCCCACUUUUCUUUUUAAAAAAGGUUUGAAGGUUAACCAAGUACUGUGAUUAAUCUACUGGACAUAGUGACAAUAACCAAAGUAUAGUAUUAUAGUUCUGUCUGUUUUUGUAUGUGCAGGAUCAGAAUUAUGAAUGGUUAUAUUUUUCUUAUUUUGAUAGGUUAAUUCAGUUUACUACCAGAAAUGCGAAAAAAAAGUAGCUAGUAACUUGUGGUACAUGGAUUAUGUUUACUUAGCACUUUGAUUUGGGAUUUUUAAACAUUGUACUAUUUUUCAGAAGGCUGUAUUGCUUAGGUAAUGUGAAAAGUACUUGAAUGGUUAAGCAGCACUAACAAACCUUUAACAUUACCUUUUGUUUUUAUGCAUAAUAUUCACCGAUAAUACACUGCUGUGAGUCAAGUGUUCUCCUGUGGCCUAAUGGUGUUUGGAAGUUUUAUGUGAACAGACCUGGAGUCGUAUGUUGUGUGUUAGUGUUACCUGCGGAUAUUUUGGAGAAUUGUUUGUAACAGUAUUACUAAGUGGAAAGUCUGAGAGAAUAAUCAGUCAUUGACAUUGAGGCAGGUAAUAAAUAAGCUUUAUGAUGUAUGAAUAAGUUUAUUUUAGCUCACGUGUCGCAUUUAUAUUUAGGUUAAGUGAUUGAGCAGAUAGCUGUUUCCCCAUUUGCAUAGCCCCACUUCACCUCAAGACAUUUGUGGUAGUCUUCAUCUCUAGAACAUUAAUAUGCUGCAUCCACGAUCAUAAAUUUCUCUGUUUCUUAUAAAAUCAAAACUGUCUUUAUGGAGACUUUAUCUUAAUUGGAGCAAAUCAUUUUGACAAGUGUGUUUUGGGUCUAACUGAAGUGCAGAGCACUGCAGAUCCCGUCCAUUUCUCUGUUGUUUAUAUCCCCUUGUAUGAGCCAAUGCAGGUCCUUCUUGACAGCAUUCUGAUUUGUACAGGUGCACACACUUAGCCUUUAUGGGCAGAUGUUUUUUCAUAAAUUAACCACUCAAAAAUUAGCCCCUCAAGUUUUCCCUUUGAAUAGUGCUUUGAUCAGUACCCGCAUUCAGAUUCUUCAGUCAGUAAAUAAAUAACAUUACAUUUUGUUUGUUUUACACUGAUUGUUUUGGCAAUAUAUAUUUUAUUAGUUAUUGCAAUUUUUUAAUUGGUGUAAUGAUUUUCCCCUCAAGUCUUUUAGUAAAUGUAUUUGUGGUAUAUAAUUUGUACCUAAAAAUUUUCAAACUGCUUAUUCUACUUGGCUGUUGUAUUAUUAAUGACGUGCACAUUAAAAAAAUAUAUAUAAAAAAGA
Messenger RNA from Protopterus annectens (West African lungfish), 3876 nucleotides. RefSeq names its product gamma-taxilin-like. Gene Ontology annotation, biological process: regulation of cell cycle. The transcript is spliced from 7 exons. The record is from RefSeq and is a predicted model, not a curated record. Lineage: Eukaryota; Metazoa; Chordata; Ceratodontiformes; Protopteridae. Gene Ontology annotation, molecular function: syntaxin binding. The annotation marks the transcript as partial.